AUGGCUGGCGACAACGACCUGUCCAUCACCAGAGAUGGUACAGUGAACCCACCCUCUGAAAACAUCGAGCCGAAGCGUGCCACGGAGGACAUCUCGCAUAUCGAGCGUGUCCUAUCUUCAGACAGCAAUCAUGCCGAGGAGAAUCUCAAGGGCCAAAUGGACCUGUCGCGUGUUGACAAGGAGGUCCAGCAAUACGCAAGCAUGGGCCAAAUCGAGAUUGACGAGGAGACCAACAAGAGACUCUUGAGAAAGAUUGAUCGUCGUGUUCUUACCUUUAUGGUUGCGACCUAUUUCUUGCAAGCAAUUGACAAGGGCACGUUGUCUUUUACCUCGAUCAUGAACAUUCGUCAGGAUACCCAUCUUGUAGGGCAACAGUACUCCUGGCUCACAACAUGUAUCUACAUUGCCGUGCUGAUUGUCGAAUACCCGACCAACUGGGUCAUUCAGCGAGUGCCAAUUGCAAAGUAUCUCGGCGUCAACGUCAUUUGCUGGGGCAUUGUUCUUGCAUGCCAUGCUGCGUGCACCAAUUUCACAGGCUUGGUCACUGUUCGAACUCUUCUCGGUAUAUUUGAAGCUUGUUGUCAGCCUUCGUUCGUCAUUCUGUCGGGUAUGUGGUAUAAGCGAGAAGAGCAAGCUGCCAGGGUCUCGUAUUGGUACAUGAUGAACGGCGGUCAGCAAAUCGUCGGCGGUCUUCUUGCCUACUGCUUCAGUCUAAUCGGUAACCACCACGCCAUCAAAUCCUGGCAAGCCAUCUUCCUAACCUACGGCUGCAUCUCCGUGCUAUACGGCCUCGUGCUCAUCACCUUCAUGCCGGACUCGCCCAUGCGCGCAAAAUGCUUCACCGAAGAAGAAAAGCACCUCAUGGUCGAGCGUGUCCGAAGCAACCGCACAGGUCUGCAGAACCGCGAAUUCCGUGCCUACCAGGUCAAGGAAGCCCUUCUUGACCCUCAGACAUGGGGUUAUUGCGCUAUUCAAAUAUUCACUACGCUGCCCACUAGUGGAUUAGGUUCCUUUGCCAAUAUCAUCAUCACCUCGUUGGACUUUACGGUCCUGCAGACCCAGCUUCUUGCCAUGGUACUCGGGGCUUACAUUAUUAUUGUGCUUUUGACUUCGACUUGGCUUGUGAACCGAUACCACCAGAAUCUCCUCGUGAUGGCGGCAUAUCUGAUUCCGUCAUUCGCCGGGACCAUCGUCCUCAUGACAGUCGUCAAUCACAACAAAGGAACCCAAGUCGGCCUCCUGAUUAGCUACUACCUGACUCUCUCCUUCUGGUCCGCCCAAACCCUCACCUUGAGUAUGGUCUCCCGAAAUAUCGCCGGCCAGACCAAAAAGGCCUCCGUCGUAGCAGCCACGUUCAUCGCCUGGGCAGCCGGUAACGCCGUUGGCCCUCAGGUGUUUUUGGCACGCGAUGCUCCCCGGUACUUUAUUGCUUUCAGUGUGCAUUUGGUCUGUUACUCGCUCAUGCUCAUCUCAAUCUUCGCCUUGAGAUGGUGGCUCAAGCGUGAAAAUGCUAGGAAGGAGAAGUUGAAGGCGGAGCUUGGGGAUGAUCCUAAUAUGGUCCAUGCUUUUGAGGAUCGGACUGAUAGGGAGAAUAUCCACUUCCGCUAUGUCUACUAG
Messenger RNA from Talaromyces amestolkiae, 1617 nucleotides. RefSeq lists its product as uncharacterized. Gene Ontology annotation, cellular component: membrane. The transcript is spliced from 4 exons. NCBI's taxonomy places the organism in Eukaryota, Fungi, Ascomycota, Eurotiomycetes, Eurotiales, Trichocomaceae. Gene Ontology annotation, molecular function: transmembrane transporter activity. The record is from RefSeq and is a predicted model, not a curated record. The coding region runs from base 1 to 1617 and encodes 538 amino acids. Gene Ontology annotation, biological process: transmembrane transport.